Sinocyclocheilus rhinocerous is the source of this 1843-nucleotide messenger RNA. RefSeq lists its product as uncharacterized. Lineage: Eukaryota; Metazoa; Chordata; Actinopteri; Cypriniformes; Cyprinidae. The record is from RefSeq and is a predicted model, not a curated record. Bases 173 to 1843 code for a protein of 556 amino acids. The transcript has 4 exons.
GACUUCUGUUGUUGACUUCGGAUUCUGGUUGCCAAGCAGGCAGGCGCUUCUGAGCACGAAGACACCGGAAACGACGAAAUACUGCAGCCAUUUUGCAGCAAUAUCAGGACAGCAGGACUGGGCCAGCGGUCUCCGGACAGAGCGUCAACUCAGAGCGAAAUAACACAGAAUUAUGGCGGGGACGACGACACAUAUUACCAUUCAGAAAGGUCAAAAAUUCCCUCAGUUGGAGAGAUGCACAAAAUGCUGCCACAAAUUCCAUUGUCCCUUUUGUAUGGCCAGUAUAUUUAAGCCCUGCAGACCGGACAAAGUCAAACUACACUUGAAAAGCCACCGUAACAAAGCAGUUGUCCAUGGAGAUUUCACUAUUCACAGAUGUGGACUGGGCUGUAGAGCAUCACUCCAUUACCACUGUAUGUACUGUCCAACAACAAUUCUCAGAAGAGGCGAUUUUAAAAACCAUUUACAAGUCUGUAAACAUAAUCCAAACUCAGAAUCAGUCACAAAAAUGCUGUCAAGCACCAGUACGCCAGUGACUGCUCUGACAGUUAUAAACACACCAUCAAUCAUCGAUACAGCACAGACCGAUCCUUCAGUCAACUACACACCGUCAACCACCAGUACAGGUAUGACUGCUCUGACAAUCACCGACUCGCCUUCAACCACCGCGACAGGAAAGUUUCGCACGCGGCCUGUUAUUAAAAAAAGAUGCCCAUCGUGCAAUGUGCUCAUCAAUAAAAACAACCUACUAAAACAUAUGGAGCGCAGACACACAGAUCAUUCAGAAUUAGACAUCGGUGAGACAUUUCAGCUUACAAGCCAAUGUGUAGAUGAGACAAAUGGGAUAUUUGCAGUUCUCAAAGUCGUAAAAGGCCACGGCGUUCCGCUUCACGUACAAUGCCAGACAUUGGGCGAAAACAACAGAGUCCUCUGCGAAUCGAACGAGUGCCAGAUUAACACAGAUGUCGCGCAGAGGAGCGGCAUCACAUCGUACCAGUGCAUGCAUAUUAGUGCAGCGAGCUUUUGCAAGUCUGUGGUUGAACAAGUCUCCCUGGAGGAAGUCGUUUUAACGGAGAUGGUGAGAGGAAAAUGGUUCAGCGUGAAAAAGAAAAAAGAAUGCCUCGCUCUGCAGCAGCUUGCCAAUAGUAGCUGCGUACCGCUUUCUGUUCACACCUCGAUUGGGAUCUCGUCAGCAAAAAAGUUCAUUUCUGUUUUUGAGCCCAAUGUGACGUCUUAUAGUCGUUUGGGUCGUGUCAUGGUUGUUUAUAACACAGAACUGGACUCUUGGCACUGUCCUUGCACCAAACUACGACGUUCAUGUCUGCACAAAUAUGUCGCCAAAUGGCAUUUGUUUCAAACGCAGCGUGAGCUUUUCAGGACUGACGGAUCGCCAUAUAAGCCGCAUUCAGAAGAGGAGGACAUCGCUGACAACAGUCAUGUGUAUCCCCCGAAAGGUCUGGGACUGGAAUAUAUUGUGAAUUACAUUCUUCAGAACAAGAAGAUACCUGCCGUUCUUCCAGAAGAUAUGCGGGUACCAUCGCCACUCAAGGAUUACCCACAAAACCUUUGUCCAAAUGAAACCGUGUGUCAGGAAUGUCCAGAGGAUGUGCUCCUCAGCGAUCCUAUGCUAGUUACACAGAACGCCAAAAUCCUGACCAAUUGGUGCAUCAUUAAAGAUGUCGCCACCUACUGUAAGCAGUGCCCGCAGUGUGGGAUGUUUUAUCGUUACCAAGAGUGGAAAGAUCGCCUCCAUAACUUCAAUGAUCACAUCAUCCUUGACAUAUCUUUAUGUUUAACCUUGAGAAACCUUCUGCAGGUAAUCUUCAGUCUGAUUAUAUACUGA